This is a messenger RNA of Solanum tuberosum (potato), 3041 nucleotides long. Its product is annotated as U-box domain-containing protein 44. The transcript is spliced from 4 exons. Lineage: Eukaryota; Viridiplantae; Streptophyta; Magnoliopsida; Solanales; Solanaceae. The record is from RefSeq and is a predicted model, not a curated record. Bases 264 to 2705 code for a protein of 813 amino acids. Gene Ontology annotation, biological process: protein ubiquitination. Gene Ontology annotation, molecular function: ubiquitin-protein transferase activity; protein binding.
AAUCAUAAUUUGUAAGUUUCCACUUUGUUUGUAUUCAUCUAAAUCCCUGCUGCCAGCUCUUUUUUCUUCCUUUCUUCUUCCUCACCCACACACCCCACCCCACCAACCACCAUACAUGGCCCCAUUCAAACCCUAAUUCAAGAUUCAUGGAAGAAAUUGAAUUCUGCUUAAUUUCAUCCUUGGGUUUUGUUUGAGAAUUGAUUUCAUAAAUUGAGUCUUGUGAGCUGAGUAACAGUCUUUUUUCAUAAAGGUACAAAGCUUUAAUGGCUGAAAGCUGGGAUGGGAAUCAUGAUCCUGGUAGCCCGUCCGAGGAGAGUUACCAUCUUGAGAGACUGCACAUAGAACCAAUUUAUGAUGCAUUCAUAUGCCCUUUGACAAAACAAGUAAUGCAGGAUCCUGUUACUCUGGAAAAUGGCAUGACUUUUGAGAGGGAAGCUAUUGAAAAAUGGUUCAAGGAAUGUAGGGAUAGUGGAAGAAAGCCUGUUUGCCCUUUAACACAUAGAGAUCUGAAAAGCACAGAGCUGAAUCCAAGUAUAGCUCUACGAAAUACCAUUGAAGAAUGGAAUGCAAGGAAUGAAGCUGCACAAAUUGAUAUGGCUCGCAGAUCAUUAUCUAUGGGUAGUGCCGAGGGUGACAUUAUGCAGGCUUUAAAGUUUGUUCAGCACCUUUGCCAAAAAAGUCGUGCCAACAAACAUGUUAUCCGAAAUGCAGAUCUCAUACCCAUGAUUGUAGACAUGUUAAAAACCAGCAGCCGCAGAGUUCGAUGUAAAGCUCUUGAAACGCUUCUAGUUGUGGUAGAGGACGACGAUGACAAUAAGGAAAUAAUGGCUGAGGGCGACAAUGUACGCACAAUAGUCAAGUUCUUAUCAAAUGAACAAUCCAAAGAACGAGAGGCAGCCAUUUCUUUGCUGUAUGAGCUAUCCAAAUCGAAAAAUUUGUGUGGAAAGAUCGGUUCAGUUAAUGGGGCCAUUCUGAUUCUGGUUGGGAUGGCCAGCAGCAAAUCUGAGAAUCUUGUGACUGUUGAAAAGGCUGAGAAUACUCUGGAGAAUCUGGAAAAGUGUGAGAUUAAUGUAAAACAAAUGGCAGAAAAUGGCCGGCUGCAACCCCUAUUAACUCUACUACUUGAAGGAUCGCCAGAGACCAAACUCUCCAUGGCUGUUUUCCUUGGUGAGCUGGUUCUUAAUAAUGAUGUGAAAGUGUUAGUGGCUAGAACUGUUGGUUCAUCACUGAUCAGCAUCAUGAGAUAUGGUGAUAUGUCAUCAAGGGAGGCUGCUCUAAAAUCUCUAAAUCAAAUCUCGUCUGAUGAGUCUAGUGCCAAGAUCCUCAUAGAGGCAGGUAUACUUCCCCCUCUCGUCAAAGAUCUAUUCUUUGUUGGGGCCAACCAAUUGCCCAUGAAACUGAAAGAGGUCUCUGCCACAAUUCUUGCAAAUAUCGUCAACACAGGUUAUGAUUUUGAUUCAGUUCCAGUUGGAUCUGAACAUCAGACUCUUGUCUCAGAGGACAUAGUUCACAACUUUCUACAUCUUAUUAGCAACACUGGUCCUGCAAUAGAAUGCAAGCUUCUCCAGGUUCUUUUUGGACUCACGAGUUCUCCCACAACUGUUUUUAAUGUUGUUUCUGCCAUUAAAAGCUCAGCUGCUACUAUUAGUUUGGUUCAGUUUAUAGAGGCUCCACAGAAAGAUCUUCGAGUAGCUUCGAUAAAGCUUCUGCGGAACCUCUCUCCACACAUGGGUCAAGAACUUGCUCGUUGCUUACGUGGUACAUCAGGUCAGCUUGGUAGUCUAAUUAAAGUCAUAUCAGAGAACACUGGUAUAACCGAGGAGCAAGCUGCAGCAGUUGGACUUGUAGCUGAUCUCCCUGAAAGAGAUAGGGGACUUACAAGGCAAAUGCUAGAUGAAGGUGCUUUCCAGCUGGCAAUCUCCAGGAUUGUCAGUAUCCGACAAGGAGAGACAAGAGGGAAUCGCUUUGUUACGCCAUAUCUAGAAGGGCUCGUGAAGGUUCUCUCAAGGAUCACAUUUGUUUUAAAUGAUGAGCCUAAUGCUGUUUCACUUUGUCGUGAACAGAAUGUUGCUGCACUCUUCAUUGAACUUUUGCAGACCAAUGGACUUGACAAUGUGCAGAUGGUUUCCGCCAUGGCUUUGGAGAACUUAUCUCAAGAAUCCAAAAACUUGACCAAAUUGCCCGAGAUACCAAAGCCAGGUUUUUGUGUCUCGAUCUUCCCUUGUUUGAGCAAACCACCAGUUAUAACAGGAUUGUGUAAGGUCCAUCGUGGGACAUGCUCUCUGAGAGACACCUUCUGUCUCUUGGAAGGACAAGCGGUAGACAAGUUGGUGGCACUUCUGGACCACACAAAUGAAAAGGUCGUUGAGGCAUCACUUGCAGCUGUAUGCACUUUGUUAGAUGAUGGAGUUGAUAUUGAACAAGGUGUCCAUGAAUUGUGUGAGGCUGAAGGAAUCAAACCUAUACUGCUUGUGUUACUUGAGAAGCGGACUGAGACUCUGCGCAGAAGAGCAGUUUGGGCAGUUGAAAGAUUACUUCGUACAGAGGAGAUCUCCUUUGAAGUUUCUGGUGAUCCAAAUGUGAGCACAGCCCUCGUAGAUGCUUUUCAACAUGGUGAUUAUAGGACACGACAGAUUGCUGAGCGGGCACUGAAGCAUGUUGACAGAAUUCCAAACUUCUCCGGCGUAUUCCCUAACACAGGCUGAUAUUCGUCGAGCUGUUUAGGUGGAAAUUGUGGUCAUUUAUUUCCUCAUUAGUUUCUUAGAUGAAUCACAGUGUGUUGUUGUAUGGAGCAGGUAAAUAGUAUUUUCAUUUCUUCUUUAUAGAGGGGUUUUUGAAUUCUUUCUUCUGCCCCUAGGCCACUUUUUAGUGGUCAUUUUCAUUCAUGUCUAUUCAUUCUAUUUUCUUCACAAGAUUAUUUUCCUCUCUAGGAGUUGAUGUUAGAUUUAUUGUUGUAAAAUAUGUAUUACUAUUUCAAACAUUACGAGUUGUUGCCGAACCAUUAGAAAAAUUGCUCUAUGAUCUGAGUCAGUUUAUUUGAA